AAAAAGAACAAAAAUUCUCAGAGACGAGGAGCAUUCUUGUCUUCCUCCACGAGAUUUAAAGACAGUAUAGAUCCGACGAAGCGUGGCAAAACCCCGGGUCCAGGCGAAUAUGAUAUGCCCUCGACGAAAACACAACAUGGCGGGCUCAUGGUCACUAAGGAUAUUCGCUUCAGAUCACAGAAGAGCGAAGUGCCAGGCCCUGGGAAUUAUGAGGUAUGAUAUAGUCUGGAUAUACAGAUCUAAAUACAAAGGUUGUCACUCACAACUAGUUGAUAGAUUGUUGAAUGGCAAGGCGAUAACAAGUUGUUGGAACAACGUGUACCAAAUCUGUCGAGCUCAAUAACCUUGUAGCAAGUUGUCAACAAGUUGUAACAAUGCUGUUAUUUUAUCAAAUUGCUACAAGGUUGUCACUAACAACUUGUUGAAUUGCAUGACGAUAACAAGUUGUUGGAACAAUUUGUAACAAGACUGUUGAGCUCAACAACCUUGUAGCGAGUUGCCACCAACAAGCCGUUGACAACUUGUCAACAAACUGGGAACAAGCAGUGCGAACACAUCCUGUUGACAAGUUGUUGGAACAGCAUUGCUACAAGUCUGCUGUGGGUUUGUUACAACUUGUGCACAAGUUGUUACAGGUCUGGAAACAAGUUUUUACAAAUCUGUUCACAAGCUGUCGACAAUUAAUUAUGUUCGCACUGCUUGUUCCCAGUUGUUGUAACAAGUUUGGAACAAGCUGUUAACAACUUGUAACAAAGGCUUGAUGACAUUAUCAAACUUGUGGCAAAAGUUGUUCUAACAAGUCUGAUACAGUCAUGAUAUAACAAGAAUGUUUCAAGGUUGAUGACACAAGGUUGCAACAAUACUGCUAUAUCAUGACUGUAUCGGACUUGUUGGAACAACCUUGCAACAAGUCUGAUAAUAUCAACAAGGUUGUUACAAGUUGUUAACAGUUUGUUCCAAACUUGCUGACAAGCAGUGCGAAGACAACUUGUUGGCAGACUUGCUACAAGAUGCGAGAUUUUUGCGUGUGUUGUGUUCGCACUGAUUGUUCCUAGUUUUUCUCGCUCAAUGGCAUGAUCAGACUUGUUACAAGGUUGUUCUAACAAGUCUGAUACAGGCAUGAAACCUUAUACUGACCCAAAAUUCUGUUUGCCCAACCCUUUUCUCUUCGGUGCCACCCCCAUUAUAAAUAAUGACCACUCCCUUAAUGACCGCUGCCUAAAUAACCCACAUAAAAUUAAUUGUACAUUAACUCUCUUUUUCUAGCUGAGUCCGCAGUUUGCACACUCAAUACUCAAAGGGACAUUUAAUGCAACGUUAAACAAUCCAAUGGGCAAAUCAAGUUACGAAGAAUCGAACGAUAGACAUUCGAAAACACGACUGCAUGAUAUAACCUUGUAG
Messenger RNA from Paramuricea clavata, 1401 nucleotides. Lineage: Eukaryota; Metazoa; Cnidaria; Anthozoa; Malacalcyonacea; Plexauridae. The record is from the annotation of a GenBank genome assembly.